GAUUGGCGGACGGGGGCAUUGACUGUGUAGUAAGCUGCGCUCUCGCACCUUGCCUGUCAGCCAGAUUGUGAGGGGCUGACACUCGCGGGCACGCAGUGAGUGCGUUUUACGCGACUUUAUCGCCGGCGGGGGUGUGUUUGCGACCACGGCGUGUCGCCUGGUGCAGCCCGCCUUCCAUUCACCGCGUCCGGUCGGCCAGCUCGGACGCUUUCAUUCAUCAUUCGGGCCAAAAAGCUGGCGGCCCUCCGCCCCCGCGCCACCGCCGCCGCCAGCGCAAUUCAAUUAGCGUGAGCAGACCGCUUUCGCCGAGCCAAGCUGCUGCGACGACGUCCUCCGGCCCAAUCGAUUCCCAAGAAUAAUAUGCCGCUGGUGUCUUUAAUAAUAAAAAGCAGCGGCGGCGGCGACAACAACACCGGACGAGCAGCGGAGGCCGUGACCAAGUGGGGGUGGCGAUAGGGUUGCCACCGGCGGGCGCACGGCACCCAGGUCUCACCAGCAUGACGUAAGCGCCUCGCACUGCGCGAGUCAGGAUAUUUUGCAUUGCAAAGCGUCAGCCCAGCACGAUCCCACAGGCACGAGGAGGCAUCGGCGUGAGUGGCAACCUUAGCGGGCUGUUGGGGCGAUGGGAUCGCGAGGGAUGGUCGUAGAUCCAUACGGCGCUGGCGUCGUGGCGUCAGGUGGCAGCCGUUCUCCGCGGGCGUCUGCGCGGAGCCGAUCGGGGGGCGCGCUGGCCCCCACCAGCAGCGGGCUGUACUCGGGUGAGCUGCCCACAGUGGACCGUUCGCCGUCGAGGGGUGCGAGCGGUGGCGCGGCGACGAGCACCCUGUACGGGCCGUACUCCCAGCCGAGCUCAGCGAGAGGCAGCCCCGUAGGCAGACGAGGCGCGGCCGCGUUGGCCGCCUCCACCGGCCGGCCGCACGUCAGCCGCUCGAGCAACAGUUCGCCGCUGCUGCAGCUGGAUCAUGCUUACUACCCCGGCGGCGGCACCAUCGGCACCUUGGGCAUGGAGGGACACUACUACCCCGACGAGCUGCUAGGCGGCGGAGGCAUGGACCCGUCGAUGGAGCGGCGGUCGGGUGCGCCCGGCGGCCACCACCGCUCGCGUAGCGUGUCCCGCUCGGGCCCCGGCGGGGUCGGCUCGGGCCGCUACGCCUCCGAGCCGCCGCACCACGAGCGCGAGUUCGUGCCGAUCAGGGAGCCGCGAGAGCGCUCGCUCGACCGCGGCGGCGUGCGCGAGAGGUCGCUCGACCGUGGCAUGUACAUGGAGGACGAGCUGUACGGGCCGCCACCACCGACGCACCGCUCGGCCCGUGCGUCGCCCAGCGCGGCCAUGAUGGGCGGCACAGCCGCCGGCCUCGAUGGCCGCGGAAACUACAUCGGCGAGCUCACCUACCAGAACAACGACCUGCAGCGAGACCUCGCCACCCUGCGAAAGGAGCUCGAGCUCACCAGCCAGAAGCUCGGCUCCAGCAUGCACAGCAUCAAGACCUUCUGGAGCCCAGAGCUCAAGAAGGAGCGCGCCCUGCGCAAGGAAGAGUCGGCCAAGUACUCACUCAUGAGUGACCAACUCAAGCUGCUCAACUCGGAGAACCAGAAACAAGCCAUGCUGGUGCGGCAGCUGGAAGAGGAGCUGAGAAUGAGGCUGAGGAACAACCCCAGCGUCGAGAUGCAGGCCCAGAUGGAGGCCAUGUUCACAGAGAACGAGCAUCUCACCAGGGAAGUCAACAUACUCAGGGAAACAAUCAAGGAACUGGAACUCAGAAUCGACACGCAGAAACAAACGCUGCAGGCGCGCGAUGAGAGCAUAAAAAAACUGCUGGAGAUGCUGCAGAACAAAGGACUCGGUGGUAAAAUACUAGACUCUGAAGAGGGUGAGGCGAUUUUGGCCGAGUUAGAGUCCCGACUCUUAGACUCCGAGGCCAGAAUGCGGGAAUAUGAUGCGGUGUUGGGCGAACGCGAGCAGGAACUCAGCUUGACCCACCGCGAGCUGAAGAACGCGAACGAUACUGUGCGCGCCCUCCAGAGCCACUUGGAGCAGACCACCCUGCUAGCGGCGGCGGCCAGCUCAGGCCAGCCGGCGGCCGCCACCCAGACGGCCCUGACCGCCAUUCUGGAGACGAAAGACGCGAGGAUCAAUACCCUGGAGAGGGAGCUGGCGCUUCUUGAGCGCGAGUUGCAAAGGAUUAGGGAAAUCCCCGAGCAGUUGCUCGCCCCUCCAUCCACUGCCAUUCAUCUGAUGGACCAACGGCCCCUGAUGGAACCGUUCUCUCACUUCACAUCUUCCCUUGGCCUUAAUGACCCGACAAACGUGGACCCUCGUGCCAAGCGCCAUCUGGAAGAGUUCCGGGCCGAGAUCACGAGACGCGACCAGGAUAUGCUGGCGGUCAGUGCGAAGAUGAAGACGCUCGAGGAGCAGCACACCGACUACCAGAGACACAUAGCCGUGCUCAAGGAGUCGCUGGCCGCCAAGGAGGAGCACUACAACAUGCUGCAGGCCGACGUCGAGGAGUUGCGCGCACGGCUGGAGGAGAAGAACCGGCUUAUCGAGAAGAAGACGCAGGCGGCCCUUCAGGCAUCGCAGGAACGCAACCGCGUGGGCAGCGAGGCGCAGGAGCUCAAGGAGCACAUGGACAUCAAAGACAGAAAAAUCAACGUCCUCCAGAGAAAGAUUGAAAAUCUGGAGGACUUGCUGAAGGAGAAAGACAACCAGGUAGACAUGGCGCGCGCCCGGCUGACAGCCAUCCAGGCGCACCAUGGUGCCUCGGAAGGCGCCCUCUCUACCCUGGAGGAGGCCCUCAGCGACAAGGAGAAGCAGAUGGCGCAAUUACGGGAGCAGCGAGACCGCGCCGAGCGGGACAAAGCCGAGGAGCGCGAACUGCACGAGCGCGAGAUCGCCGAGUACCGUAUGAAGCUUCACGCGUGCAACAGCGAAAUCGAGACGCUGCAGGCGCGUCUCGACAGGGCACUCGCUGACAAGGACAAACUGGAAACCAAACUGGAGAGCUCACAGUCUGAACUUGGAAAGUCCAAGGCUGAGCUUGACAAAGUGUGCGUCGAGAUCGGCGGCCGUGGUGGCGACCUGGAGUACACGCGACAGAGAUUGGCCAGACUCGAAAUCGAGAACGAGCGUUUGCGCACCGAACUGGACCGCGCGCAAGCGCAGCUGGACCGAGCUCAGACACCGUCGCGGCUCGACCUGCACGGCUCCAGCUCCAACCUGUACCUGAGCACCAAUCUGGACAGGGAGCGCGACAGGGACAGGGACAGAGCGUCGAGCAGUAUGGCCCUCAGGGGUGGUGCCGGCGGCACUAGUCCCAGGGAGGAGCGCGGCGGCGGCGGCGGUGGCGGCCUCACCGAAAUGGAGCGGUUGCAGGAGCGAUCUGACCGGGCCUCCUCUGAACUCAGAAGAGCCCAAGCUGAGCUCCGGCUGGCCAACUCGGAAAGAGACAGGAUUAGAGCGAACGCUGAUGCUCUGCAAGAAAAACUGGAAAAGUCCCAAGGCGAGGUGUACCGGUUGAAGGCCCGUCUAGAGAACGCGCAGUCGGAGAAGACUAGCAUGACUGAGGAGUUAGAGCGCGCACAGCAGGCCCUGGCGAGGCUUCACGCUGAGAGGGACAAGGCUGGCGCAGACAUCGAGCGCGUUCGAGACGACCUGGAGAGGGCGCACGCCGCUCUUGCGAAAGACAGGUUGCAGCAUGACAAGCUUCAAGACCAAUUGGACAAGGCGCAGACUGAACUGGAUAAGUCAGUUGAGAAGUUUGACCGAAUGCAGGCUGAGCUCAGAAGGUUGCAAGUCGAGAAAGAAAAAAUGACCUACGAUUAUGAGAAUUUACAAUCCCAAUUGGACAAGUCGCAAGGACAAGCGGGCCGACUGGUGAAAGAGAAGGAGGCAGCUCAGUUAGAAGCUGAAAGGUUUAGGGACAAGGGUGAAAAGGCUGCGGCUCUGGUUGGAAGAAUUCAAAAGGAGAAGGACACUCUGCAGGCCGAGUUUAUCAAAAUGCAAGAGAGAAGUGAAACGCUCCAAGCUCAACUUGGUAAAGCACUCCGAGACAAAGACUCGACCACCGCGGAAGUGGAAAUUCUUAGGGAGAGAGCGGACAAAGCCACGCAGCAGCUGCAGAAAAUACAAAUCGAAAGAGACGAUGCUUUUGCUGAAGUGGAGGUGUUAAGGGACAAACUAGACAAGUCCAACAUGGCGGCACAGAAGGCUCUUGAGGAAAGAGAUCUGGCUAACAAGGAAUUUGAGAGGAUGCUUGAAAAAUACGACAGGUCUCAGGGAGAAGUGUACAGAUUGCAAAAUAGACUGGAAGCGGCCGAGGCCGAGAAGGAACGCAUUGUGGUCGAGGCUGAGAAGUCUAAUUUGCUGGGCACCAAGUCGCGCGAGGAGGCGCGCCGUCUGGCGGAAGAGCUGGCCAGGACGCAGGAACUGUACGAAAGGGCCGCCCUGCAGCUCAGCCGGAACAGGGAGACCGAGGAGAAGACCAAGGACGAGCUGGACCGGCUGACAGUCGACCUGGGCAUGUCCAGGGACCGUCUGGAGAAGUCACAGAUCGAGCUGCGACGGGCCAACUCGGACAGGGACACCCUGAGGGCUGACCUGGAGAGGCUCACCUUUGAGUCGGAGAGGAACGCAGGUCUGGCGGCCAAGGCGCAGUCGGCCGCUGACAAGUCAAGCGACGAGGCGGCCAGGCUGCAGGCCGAACUAGACACGGCCUAUGAGAGGCUGGACAGGAGCGGUGUCGAGCUGCGCAGGGCCACCGCCGACCUGGACACAGUAAAGACCGAGAGGGACGCCCUGAGGGACGAGGCCGAGAGGCACGCAGCCCGCGCCGGCAAGUACCAGGACUCGCAGGAGCAGGCGCAGGCAGAGACCGACAGGCUGAAGAGAGAGGUUGAGUUGCUCAGGGACAGGCUGUCCGCCGCGUCCGCCGAGGCCGAAAGGGUCGGCUCGGUCGCCUCGGCCUCCAGGGACGCAGAGGUCACCCGCCUCAGGCUAGACCUCGAAGACUACAGGAGCAAACUCGAGUUUGAGGCAGAGAAGUCCAGACUCGAGAUCGCCAGACUGUCCUCCGAAGCUUCCAAACUAAGGGAAAAGAACGAGGUGACGCAGACGGAGCUGCAGAGGGCGUUGGUGACCUCAGAGGCGCUGCAGCAGCGGCUGAACGAGGCUCGCCAGGACGCCGAUCGCCUUUCGUCCACGGCCGACUCCACCAAGGAGCGGUUGCACAUCGAGUGCGAAAAACUCAGGGACCGGCUGGAAAAGGCCAGCUUGGAGAACGAGAAGCUCAAGGCCGACGUGGCCAGAAUGGAACGUGGACACAUCACCACGGACAAUGAGAAGGUGGUUCGUGCCGAGGCGGAGAACUCGCGGCUUUCGCGCGAACUGGAGAAGUGCCAAGCACACCUUGCCAAGUACCAGGAGAACACAGAGGCAGCCAGGAUCGAGUUCGAUCGCAUGAACACGGAGCUGCAGCGGCUGCACGGGCAACUGGAGAAGGCACAGGGCGAGCUGGAUCAGGCGCGUCGCGAGAACUCGAACGCGAGCGAGCAGGGACGGCAGAUCGAGCGGCUGAGCGUGGAGAGGGACCAACUGGUGAAGCAGCUGGAGAAGUCGCAGGACAUGUUGAUGAAUUUCCAGCAAGAACUGCAGCAGGCGGAGGCGGCGCUGGCGGCCAAGAGCAAGGGUGGGCAGGCCGGCGAGGUCGAGAACCAGCGGCUGCGCCAGGAGCUGGAGAAGGCGCUGCGCAUGGCCGAGAACACAACUCAGGAGCUUACCAAGGUGCAGGCAAAUCGCGAGGCCGAGGCGCAGCACCUAUCGCGCGAGAUCGAGGCCACGCGCGCCGAAGUCGUCCGCCUCAAGAAGGAGCUCCAGCAGAACAGCACCAAGGACAUCGCAGCCGCCGCCGGAAGGGAUGCCGCAGAGGUCGCCAGGCUCAACAAGGAGCUGGAGGCGGCCAAGGUCGGCCUCAACAACGCCAACGUUGAGCGCGACCGUUUCCAGGCGCAGCUCGAGAUGCUUGUCCAGGAGCUGGAGCAGAAACAGCUGGAUCUUUACGACGCGAAUCAGAGGCUGCAAGCGGGCGCCGCGCAAGGCGAUGCCGAGGUUAUGGCGCAACGCAAGCAACUGGAGGAGCAGAGACGGCGUCUGGAAGAACACAGAAAACAGCUGGACGGCAAGGUGAAGCAGCUCGAAGAGAAGGAGAAGGCGCUCGCCGACGUGGACCAGAAACUGAAAAAGAGGAAGGAGAGAAUGGACCAAGUCGAGGCACAAAUGCAAAAGCAAAUGCAGGAGCAAGGGCAGAGUGCGGCAGGCCAGCAGCAGAUGCAACAGGGCCAGCAGCAGCUGAUGCAGGAGCGAGAACGCUUCAAGCAGGACCGCGAAAAGUUCCAGCAGGAGCGGCAGCAGGUGCAACAGCAGCUGCAGAAAUUCGCGCAGGACCAGCAGAAGUUCCAGCAGGAGAGGCAGAUGCUGCAGCAGGAGAGGCAGAAGUUUGCCCAGCAGCAGAAGCAGAUGGCCGCCACGGGAGGAAAACCUGGCGCCGCGAACCCAGAACUGGAGAAGGACUUAGCCAAGGCCAAGGAGGAUGCCAAGCGGGCACAGGAGGAAAUGGAGAGGCUGCUCCAGCUCGUGCAGAUGAGCCAGGAAGAGCAGAAUGCCAAGGAAAAGACAAUUCUGGACCUACAAACAGCCUUGAAAAACACUCAAGCCAAAUUAAAGCAACAACAGCAGGCGGCUGAAGAGGAGAGAACAGACAAUGACCACAUUGAAGAGCUGCAAGAGGCCCUGCGAGAAAGCGUGCGCAUCACUGUCCAAGAAGAGCAAAAGCGCCACGAAUUGGCCUCAAAGGUCGAUGCGCUAGAAAAGAAGAUUCGAUCGUUGCAGUCGGCCAAAUCGGAACGGUGCUCCACCUGCCGUCCUCUCCUAAGCCAAAUUCCUGCCUUGCAACAAAAACUAGAAAACAUGCUGAGAGAAAGGAGAUCGCAUCUGGAGGAUUUACUUCAUAUGAAACAAGAAGCUCUGGAAGCUGCCCUGAGCGAAAAGGACGCUCACUUGGCUCUGCUGGAAGUGUCCGGUGUCAAAAACGCAUUCCAAGCCGAGCAACUGGAGCGACUGAAAUCUGACCGAGCAAGACUGAAACUAAGGCUGCAAUUUGAGACCGAGCAGGCAGCUCGAUUAAUUCAGCAGUUCAGCGAAGAAGAGACUGCCAUGAGCCAUGAACAGCUUUCAAGCUCUCCCUCGUCGCACUUGUUGCUGGACAUGCUUCUAACCGAACAGACAGAUGGGGACCUUCAUGAUGUUGACCAUAUGGAGCCAGACAGCCUUGAUGAGUCUUCAUCCCAACAAGAAUCUGUGAUGUACGAGAAAAAUUAAACAGUGUGACACUCCUACAAAUCUAAAAAGAAACCUGUGACUGGAUGAACAACUGAGAGUUCGAAGGCGUAAAUCUACGUGUGUCUUGGUGUCUUAUCUUCCCACUGCAGCAGAGUGCGCAUUCUCAUGUGUAAUUGUUUCACUCUCAAAGCAAUAAUAAUCUGUUCCCCGCUCUCAGAGGCAAAGUCGGCGCGACGAGACGAAAUUGUUAUGGUUUGCGCGAAAAUCACGUGUACUUAAAAACAAAACGAGGUACUUUUUCCAGCAGAGUUGUUGCACAAGACAAAAAGAGAACUCUGGGAUGAGAAGACACUGACAAUAACAAACAAGAAACUCAAAUCGAAUCAGAAUUCACAAAGAAAUUAUAUCAAAUCUAAUCCAAAUGUUGUUGCAAGUUAGACGAGUAUCGUUGUCUUCCGUUGCAGGAAGUUGCUGUUUAUUCAGAGUUUUUAAUAUCACUUUGCCAUUAACUCUCACACACGUACACAUACUACACUUAAAUUUUAGUGGGAACUUUGUAUAUACGACGCUACGCAAACCUAGUUUUUUCGGGAUAAAAUGUACGAACAAAAGUUAUAGUUAACAAACAAACAAAAAAUGCCACUUGUCAGGUCGUUAGAGGCAGAAAUCGAAAUAUUCUUACAUCUGUGGCCUACAAAAUAUUGAAUGCACAAUACAUUUUGACAUUUGUUUUGUAAAAUCAUGUCCCUUUUAGUUGCGUAGGCUCUCUUUCUCAGAUCAUCGAUCACGACAAGUUUGUAUACUCUAUUUCUCUCUAACUAACAUGUGCUCCGGAAUUGAAUGUGCGUGUACAUAAAUAUCAAGAAGAAAAAAAUACCAUAUACAUUAAUUACUCUGCCCUAAUCUCAAACUCUUGUAGACGGGAAACGGUUCCAGAGGCGAAUCCGAUUUCCUGCGAUGCCGCUCUGUCACUUGCGGGCCGCGGAGGAAGUUGGGCUUUCCUCGGGGAAAAUGUACAGUAGAGAAAUUCGAAUAAAAGAGAAGCGAUCAGUUGUUUACGAUUUUGUUGAGUUGUACGAGAAUGAAAUGCCAGGAAUACACUGCCGUGUUAUGUGCUUGAAGUGAUUGCUGCUAAAUUGCACUUGACUUGCAAAGUGCAUUGCAACAACAUACAAUGCAUACCAAAUGUAUAGAAGAAAAAAAUUAUACUGAUAAGAAUCUACGAAAAAUUUCAAGUGUAAAAAAAUUGUUGAUUAAGGUACAGUGAACGUGGAAAAUAAUUGCGAGUCACU
This is a messenger RNA of Cloeon dipterum, 8625 nucleotides long. It is a transcript of the gene brp, whose product is annotated as bruchpilot. Gene Ontology annotation, cellular component: cytoskeleton of presynaptic active zone. NCBI's taxonomy places the organism in Eukaryota, Metazoa, Arthropoda, Insecta, Ephemeroptera, Baetidae. The transcript has 25 exons. Bases 623 to 7372 code for a protein of 2249 amino acids. Gene Ontology annotation, molecular function: structural constituent of presynaptic active zone. Gene Ontology annotation, biological process: regulation of synaptic plasticity; maintenance of presynaptic active zone structure; neuromuscular synaptic transmission. The record is from RefSeq and is a predicted model, not a curated record.